CCAGAUAACAGUGAUCACCCCUUGUUUCGAGCUGCCGCAGCCCGGGGUGUGUGGUAAGUACAUCCAUGGGCGGUCUUGACGCUGCCCCUCAUGUCCCUGGCGGAGAUCCGGGCUGUCAUUGAUGCAUGGGCAGAGCUGGCGACUGAGCUGGGUGCUUCCUACCCCUGGGUGCAGAUCUUCGAGAACAAAGGAGCGAUGAUGGGCUGCUCCAACCCGCACCCCCACUGCCAGGUGAGGCUGUCCCACCUGUGACCUGGGUAAACUGUGAGUCCCUGUGGGUGACCCUACGGCAAACACCGGGGGAGGAUGUGAACACUCUGUGUCUUGCAGGAACGGCUGGUGGUGGAGAACGCAGACUGGCUGGUUGUGGUGCCAUACUGGGCCACAUGGCCCUACCAGACCCUGUUGCUGCCCCGUCGCCAUGUGUGCCGCCUCCAGGAUCUCAAAGACGGCGAGAGAGACAGUGAGCCUGGCCGCCUGGCCUCCAUCAUGAAGAGGCUGCUCAUCAAGUAUGACAACCUCUUUGAAGUCUCUUUCCCCUACUCCAUGGGCUGGCAUGGAGCCCCCACGGGCACCUACCUGAAGGAGGACUGCAGGCACUGGCAGCUCCAUGCCCACUACUACCCACCCCUGCUCCGCUCUGCCACUGUCCGCAAGUUCAUGGUGGGGUAUGAGAUGCUGGCGCAGGUGCAGAGGGACCUCACCCCGGAGCAGGCAGCUGAGCGCCUGAGGAGCCUCCCCGAGGUGCACUACAAGCACAGAGCCAAGGAGACGUCAUGA
Messenger RNA from Acanthisitta chloris (rifleman), 780 nucleotides. It is a transcript of the gene GALT, whose product is annotated as galactose-1-phosphate uridylyltransferase. The annotation marks the transcript as partial. Lineage: Eukaryota; Metazoa; Chordata; Aves; Passeriformes; Acanthisittidae. Gene Ontology annotation, biological process: beta-D-galactose catabolic process via UDP-galactose, Leloir pathway. Gene Ontology annotation, cellular component: cytoplasm. The record is from RefSeq and is a predicted model, not a curated record. The transcript is spliced from 7 exons. Gene Ontology annotation, molecular function: UDP-glucose:hexose-1-phosphate uridylyltransferase activity; zinc ion binding.